Messenger RNA from Mercenaria mercenaria, 1901 nucleotides. Its product is annotated as gelsolin-like protein 2. The coding region runs from base 212 to 1312 and encodes 366 amino acids. Gene Ontology annotation, molecular function: actin filament binding. NCBI's taxonomy places the organism in Eukaryota, Metazoa, Mollusca, Bivalvia, Venerida, Veneridae. The transcript is spliced from 11 exons. The record is from RefSeq and is a predicted model, not a curated record.
UGAUCAUAGUGGGUGUAUACCUCGGAUUAAUCAAGGCUGUCUAUGGAAAUACAGAUUUUCACGAUACAAAACAACCCAGAUUUAUAAUUUGAAUUAUUUUCUUUGAAAAUCUAAAAAUAAUACCGGAUUUUCUCACGUCAGAUUAUUUACCCACGUAUUUAGUAAAUUGUGUCUGGAUAUUUCACACCUGGGGAGAGAAGGUGUCUGAAAAAUGGCUCUACAGAAACAGAAGCAGUACGACUGGAAAGAUUCCAAUCUUGCAUUGUUUGGCUCCGACACGGAGACAGAGGUUAAAAAGGAAUCUGCCGAACAAGAACCUGCAUGGAAGAACGCCGGACAAACAUGUGGACUGCAGAUCUGGAGAAUUGUGAACUGGAAGGUAACAACAUGGCCUAAAGAGGACUAUGGGAAAUUCUUUGAUGGAGACUCGUACAUCAUACUCAACACAUACAAGGAAGAAGGGUCAGACAGGUUCUUGUACGAUGUACACUUCUGGAUUGGCAAGUACAGCACAGCAGAUGAGUAUGGAACGGCGGCCUACAAGACGGUGGAGCUAGACACCUAUCUAGAUGAUGUGCCUGUUCAGCACCGAGAGGUUCAAGGUCAUGAGUCUGCGUUGUUCCGUAGUUACUUCGAAGCUAUUACAUUAUUAAAGGGUGGUGCUGAAAGUGGUUUCAGACAUAUGAAACCGCAAGAAUACAAGCCACGCCUCCUUCAUUUCCAUGGCGACCGUCAGGGAGUUGUCGUGAAGGAGGUUCCACGAUGUAGGAGUCUGCUGGACAACACGGAUGUCUAUAUACUGGACCUGGGUUUAAAACUCAUUCAGUGGAAUGGGUUAGGAAGCAACAAAGAGGAGAGGAUGAGAGCGUUACAUUACUUGAAAGAGUUGCAAGGCGAAAGAGGAGGGAAAUGUAGGACUGAAACUCUUGACGAAGAACCAAGGGCUCGUUCGAAUGAGUUCUAUAAAGGCCUCACAGAGGACAAAGCUGAAGUUGACGUUACAGAGGAAGCCGCUGUUGAUAAAACAAAAGAACUGUACAGAUUGUCAGAUGCUUCCGGUGAAAUGAAGAUGACUAAGGAAAAAUCAGGAAAAAUCGAGAAGGAAGACUUCGACAGCAAAGAUGUGUUUAUUUUCGAUACAAAGGAUUCAGUGUUUGUGUGGAUUGGAACAGAGACAUCCAAGAUGGAAAGGAAAAAUGCAUUGACAUACGCCCACAACUAUCUGAUGAAAACAGACCACCCGCUGGUUCCUGUUUGUUGUCUUCCGGAGAAGAUGAAUUCACCCGCCUUUCAGCUCGCUCUCGCCGCCUAAACGACUUUCGCUGUGCACUGUAUUUCUGUCAGUGGCACCCCAAAGGACAGUGUUUUCCACACUUUUUUGUGUGGUCUUUUUUGUUUAGUUAUACAAGAUCUAAGUGUCAGGCCAACAGUUUCCAACAAGUUACAUUCUGUGUUGCAGUAUGCAUUCUUUGAUCAGAGUUAAUCAUAUCAACUUUUUUCAUCUUGACUUGGACAAUGUAUGUGUGAAUUCGUUGUUAGUUUAAAUAAUUGUUAAAACAGUUAAUUUUAUGUGUUCUCAUUUAUGCCUGAUAGAAUACAGUCCUGACACUAUGGCCAUUGUUUCUAAUCUACAUCGUUGUAAUUUCCAUAACAAGUGUAUUCAUAUACAAUUGGAUUUUCAUAUAGGCUUGUACAAAGACGUGUGGUAAUACAUAUCCCUUUGUUAGCACGGAUUUCUUUUUCUUUUAAUUUUGUAUGCACAUAUAUAUAUGAACCUUUUAAUCACGUGCUGUCUUUGCUUACUAUGUUUAUCUAUCAUAGUAUACCGUUAUUGUAUUCGCAUUUUACAUUGUGUAUAUCUUUCCUUUGACUUUGGUGGAAGUAAAGAAAUAUUAUCUUAA